This is a messenger RNA of Diaporthe batatas, 1647 nucleotides long. RefSeq lists its product as uncharacterized. The coding region runs from base 1 to 1647 and encodes 548 amino acids. The transcript is spliced from 4 exons. The record is from RefSeq and is a predicted model, not a curated record. Gene Ontology annotation, molecular function: aminopeptidase activity; metalloexopeptidase activity. Gene Ontology annotation, biological process: proteolysis. Lineage: Eukaryota; Fungi; Ascomycota; Sordariomycetes; Diaporthales; Diaporthaceae.
AUGACUUGGUCCCUGAGAGCUGUUGCGCCCCUGGCGGCCCUCGUGGCUCUUGGCGAGGCCUCGACUCCUGCAGGUCACGUCCAUGCCGUGGAACCCGUGCUCUCCCACCUGCAACGCCGUGGGCCGGCCGCGUUCCCAGCUGACUGGCAGCCCGAUGUCGAGAACUGGGGCCCGCUGCCUGAAGUGAUCAGCACAGCUUCGACUUUGCAGGGUAACACCGGAUCGGGCACGAGGAAGCCUGUGACGUCGGAUGCACUGCAGAACGACAUCACGUCGCAAGCGCUCCUCGACCGUGCAGAGCACCUCCAGGCCAUAGCCUACCAGACCACCGGACGGAACCGUGUGUUUGGCAGCCCGGGCCACAACUUCACGGCUCUGUAUCUCUACCAGCUCGUCUCUCAGCUCGAGGAGUACUACGACGUCGAGUAUCAGCCCUUCAUCGAGACAUACUCGGGCGGAGAUGCCUCCUUGGUGGUCAACGGAGAGGAUCAGGGUGCGGCCCUCAUGACCUAUGCCCCCAAUGGACAGGUUGAGGCUGCGCUUGUGGCUGUAUCCAACCUGGGUUGCAACGCUACCGACUACCCAGCUGAGGUGAGCGGUGCCAUCGCUCUGAUCUCGCGUGGAAGUUGCGAGUUCGGAUUGAAGGCUGCUCUUGCGGGAGCCGCCGGUGCUGCCGGAGCAGUCAUCUACAACAACGUCGCGGGCGCGCUCAGCGGUACUCUUGGAGCCCCCAGCCGACCAGAGGGCCCUUACCCCCCAGUUGCUGCCAUCUCCCAGGACGCGGGCCAGGCCAUCGUGUCGCUUCUCGCUGCGGGCGAGGUCAUCGGUGACCUCAACGUGAACUCCAUCAUCGAGGACCGUGUGACCAUGAACGUAAUUGCCCAGACCAAGUCUGGCGACCCCGACAAUGUCAUCUUCGUCGGAGCACACGCAGACUCCGUCGAGGCGGGCCCGGGCAUCAACGACGACGGGUCCGGCACCGUCGGGAUCCUCGAGGUGGCCCUCCAGCUCGCCAAGUACGAGGUCACCAACGCGGUCCGCUUCGCCUGGUGGUCGGCCGAGGAGUUCGGCCUGCUGGGGUCCGAGUACUACGUGAACCAGUCGGCGCCCGAGGACCUCGACAAGAUCCGGCUGUACCUCAACUUCGACAUGAUCGCCUCGCCCAACUACAAGCUCUCCAUCUACGACGGCGACGGGUCCGCCUUCAACCUCAGCGGGCCCCCCGGGUCCGCCGAGGCCGAGGCCCUCUUCGAGGCCUACUUCGCGAGCAAGGGCCUGCCCUCGGAGCCGACCGAGUUCAACGGCCGCUCCGACUACGGGCCCUUCCUGGCCGUCGGCGUCGCGGCGGGGGGGCUCUUCACGGGCGCCGAGCAGCUCAUGACCGAGGCCCAGGCCGCGCUGUACGGCGGCACCGCGGGCGUCGCCUUCGACGAGAACUACCACCGCGCCGGCGACACGGUCGACAACCUCAACCUCGAGGCCUUCCUGAUCAACAGCCGCGCCAUCGCGCACUCCGUCGCGACCUACGCCACCUCGUUCGACUCGCUGCCCCCGCGCGCGGCCCGCGUCGUCAAGCGGGAUGCGUACAGCCCCAAGACUAAGGCUUCGGGGUGCCACCACAAGCACGAGGAGCCGGUGGCCAAGUAG